AACAACAAGUAGUGUUUCCAUCACCCUCCUCCUUUUGACAUUCCUAAUUAUUUAUUCACACGUAUCUCCCUCCCUCCCUCCUUAUCUGUCUUCUUUCAUUCCCUCCCCUCCUUUAUUGAAUUAUAUAUAUAUGUACACACACAAUAUAUAUAUAUAUACACACGCAAACAUUCAUUUGAUUACAAUUCAAUUCAUUUGAAUCCCACCCAUCACGACCAAAGAAAGAAUAGAAAAGAUGCUGGUAAAUCAUCAAAACGUCCCAGAAACCCAACAAAAAUUCCUACCAAAAAGAAUAAUAUUAGUCCGCCACGGCGAAAGUGCCGGAAACUUAGACGGAUCCGCAUACGCGACCACACCCGAUUACAAAAUCCCUUUAACCGAAGACGGUAUCCAGCAAGCCAAACUAGCGGGUACCCAGAUCCGAAAUGUUGUGUCGGAUUCGGGCAAGUUAAAAAACUGGAAGGUUUGUUUCUAUGUAUCUCCUUAUGAAAGAACAAGGUCUACUUUAAGAGAAAUUGGUAGAUCUUUUGGUAGAAAUAGAGUUAUUGGUGUUAAAGAAGAAUGUAGGAUUAGAGAACAAGAUUUUGGAAAUUUCCAGAUUGCUGAAAGAAUGAAUAUUAUUAAGCAGACUCGGGAACGAUUUGGUAGGUUCUUUUAUCGCUUUCCCGAAGGCGAGUCUGCUGCCGAUGUCUUUGAUCGCGUUUCCAGCUUUCUAGAAUCUUUAUGGAGGGAUAUUGACACACGGCUUCAUUAUGAACCCUCUGAGGAUUUAAAUAUUAUCAUAGUUUCACAUGGACUAGCUUCACGUGUCUUUUUAAUGAAGUGGUUCAAAUGGACAGUUGAACAAUUUGAGUACCUAAACAAUUUUAACAACUGUGAGUUUCGAGUAAUGCAAUUAGGAGAUAGUGGUGAAUACAGUUUGGCUGUUCAUCAUUCUGAUGAAGAAAUGCUAGAGUGGGGACUAUCAGCAGAGAUGAUACAUGACCAAAAAUGUCGAGCCAGUGGUGUGAUUGAGAAAUCUCAAUGGUACAUGGAUAGUUUCUUUGACCAUCUAGACAGUGAUUCUGAGGAUGGCGAUAAAGAAUAUCGUGCCACUGAAAAUACAAAUUCUUGAAUUAGCGGCUACAUGAAAAAAGUUUGAAUUCUGGGAGCCCAAUUAAUGUAAACAUGUGCUGGCAAGUUUUAGUUACUAAUUUCAUUACGAAAUAAUUAUAAUUUUGUAUCACUCUCCAAAGAAAGUUGGUGAUUUGGUUACGGAAUUUAGUGAUGCAACUCAUUGAUAGAUGACUAUGUUGAUAUUGGUACUGGUACUGUAUCUAUUCUAAACAAAAGAGAGUACAAAGUUAUAAGGCUCUGGCUCUUUAAAGAUAA
Messenger RNA from Erigeron canadensis, 1371 nucleotides. RefSeq names its product phosphoglycerate mutase-like protein AT74H. The record is from RefSeq and is a predicted model, not a curated record. Gene Ontology annotation, molecular function: phosphatase activity. Bases 236 to 1114 code for a protein of 292 amino acids. NCBI's taxonomy places the organism in Eukaryota, Viridiplantae, Streptophyta, Magnoliopsida, Asterales, Asteraceae. The transcript has 2 exons.